This is a messenger RNA of Saccharomyces paradoxus, 1158 nucleotides long. RefSeq names its product Ysc83p (gene YSC83). The record is from RefSeq and is a predicted model, not a curated record. The transcript has a single exon. Lineage: Eukaryota; Fungi; Ascomycota; Saccharomycetes; Saccharomycetales; Saccharomycetaceae. The coding region runs from base 1 to 1158 and encodes 385 amino acids.
AUGACGUGGUCUGGCGGUAAAGACAUAGUAGAUCAGAUAUUUGAUGCUGGAUAUUGGCUCGUCUCGAAAAGUGCUGUUUUAGGUGAUGAGAUCAAGAACCAUGUCGAAAAAUCAAUUGAAUCCAUAUCUGAAAAGAUGUCCAAUAAAGAGACUCCUCGACUACAGGAAAGCAAUAGUAACAAAUUUAAAGCGUACAAAACGUUGAGGAUCGGGUUCCAGGAUCAUUGGAAAUUGGGCUUGGGGAUUUCCGCCACAUCCUUAUGCUUAUACCUUGGAUAUCGGACUUUUUUCAAACUACCACCUUAUUUACCUGAAGCGGAAUCCCAAGUGGUGUUGAUAUUGGGUGAUAUGAAUGAUCCUAUCAUAAGGAAUCAAGUGAUGGAUUUAUAUCGUAGACGUUUCACGGUAUACAUUUGUACUGAAAAUGCAGACGUUUAUAAGAAGCACGAAGAAGAUCAGGAUUUUGUAUAUUACAUUGAUCCUACCUGCGAAGAAGACUUUGAAGCCUUUUUUCUUGAUGUGCCAAGGCUAGCAUCAAUAUUGUUUAUGCCUAGGUUAUCAUAUCAUCCAUCUGGAGCAAUUUCGUGUGACUCAUUGGAAUCUGAAAUUCAUUCAAGUAUAUUGGUGUAUCAUCAAGCAUUAUUAACAAUUAUUCCCCAUUUGAAGAGAAAUACCCAACUAAUUAUGUUCAAUCCAUCUUUGACAGCGGAGCUGAACCUAGUCCAUCAUAGUACUGAAAUUAUAAUGUCCAGCAUCAUCGAUUCACUAUUUAGAAUUUUCAAGAAUUAUCGGAGGUUAAAUGUUUCCAUGAUCAAGCUUGGUAUCUUGCAGAUUGGAUCACAGCCAUCCAAUUAUAAAUUUUUGACGAUGGCCGGUUCAGAUAUCCACGAAGCUCUACAUUACCCAGUCUACAAAUUGAUAAUGAGUGCAAAUGGGUAUAAACUAAGGCAACUGUUGAGUUGGCUAACGACUUGGGGAGGUUGCAAUAGUGUGUAUCAUUGCGGUCGUUUUAGUUAUUUAAUCUCAUGGCCAUUUGCUUCACUUAUAUAUAACCAUCGUACACGUUUUUCCCUCAAGCGUUUAAAAAAAAACUUAACCAAGGCAUAUAACAGCAUUAUUUCGAUUCUUCCCCAGUCAUCUUCCAAAUCAUCCAAAUAA